AUGGCGUCUGAAUUGAAUUUGGGAGUAACAUGCGAUAUGCAUGUUCACCUUAGAGAAGGCUCUAUGAUGGAAUUGGUGGCUCCUACUGUGAGAGAAGGAGGGGUCUCUGUUGCCUAUGUGAUGCCCAAUUUACAACCCCCAGUCACCACAAUUGACCGUGUGGUUGAAUACAAGAAGAAAAUUCAAGGAUUGGCACCCCAAACAACUUUUCUAAUGAGUUUUUACCUUUCGAAAGAAUUGACUCCUGAACUGAUCCAUGAAGCUGCCUCUCGCAAGGCUAUCAGAGGUGUCAAGUGCUAUCCAGCGGGUGUCACUACCAAUUCAGCUGCAGGUGUUGAUCCAAACGAUUUUAGUGCUUUCUACCCAGUGUUUGAAGCCAUGGAAAAAGAGAAUUUAGUGCUUAACCUUCAUGGUGAAAAACCUUCGGUCAAUGACGGCAAACAGGCAGAAGAUAUACAUGUCUUAAAUGCAGAGGAAUCCUUUUUGCCUGCUUUGAAAAAACUUCACUCUGAUUUCCCCAAUUUGAAGAUCAUUCUUGAACAUUGUACCACCGAGGCCGCCAUCAAGGCGAUUGAAGACAUCAACAAAGACGUAAAGGAUUCAAAGGACAUUAAAGUCGCUGCUACUAUCACAGCACACCAUCUGUACUUGACAAUCGACGACUGGGCCGGCAACCCUAUCAAUUUCUGCAAGCCUGUAGCCAAAUUACCAAAAGAUAAAAGAGCAUUAGUGAGCGCAGCCAUUUCGGGCAAACCUUACUUCUUCUUUGGUUCAGACUCUGCUCCUCAUCCGCUAGAGAGCAAAUCAAGACACAUGGGAGUUUGUGCUGGUGUGUUUUCCCAGUCUCUAGCGAUUCCAUACCUUGCCCAAAUUUUUGAAGAACAACAGUCUCUUGACAAAUUGAAGGGUUUUGUCACUGAUUUCCCAACUCAAUUCUACCAAGUACCACAUAGUGACCUCAAGUCUCUUGAUGAGGCAGUGGUCUACAAGCAGAAACAAGUAGUGCCCCCCACCAUUUCAGACAAGCAAGGUUUACUAGUAGCUCCCUUCCUCGCUGGAUCAAAACUUAACUGGAGUGUCAAAUGGAUUGCAAAAUAA
Messenger RNA from Torulaspora delbrueckii, 1098 nucleotides. It is a transcript of the gene URA4, whose product is annotated as dihydroorotase. Gene Ontology annotation, biological process: 'de novo' pyrimidine nucleobase biosynthetic process; pyrimidine nucleotide biosynthetic process. Bases 1 to 1098 code for a protein of 365 amino acids. Gene Ontology annotation, molecular function: dihydroorotase activity. The record is from RefSeq and is a predicted model, not a curated record. The transcript has a single exon. Lineage: Eukaryota; Fungi; Ascomycota; Saccharomycetes; Saccharomycetales; Saccharomycetaceae. Gene Ontology annotation, cellular component: cytoplasm.